Messenger RNA from Pieris macdunnoughi, 1386 nucleotides. Lineage: Eukaryota; Metazoa; Arthropoda; Insecta; Lepidoptera; Pieridae. The record is from the annotation of a GenBank genome assembly.
AUGUCGGUUGAUGUGUCAUGGGAUGUUGAUAAAUACCGAGAAGAGUAUGAAAGCGAAGAGCAUUGGAAUUUAAGACGAGCGUUUAUUAAAAGAUGGAAAGAUGACUAUCCCGAGGAGAGAUUAGUUUGUUUGGCGCAAGUUUUCGCCAAUAUUGAGUUUAUGGGAUGUAGAUACCCUCUAGAAACCAUGCAGGAAGUUGCCCGGUUAUCACAGGAUAUAGCAACUAAAUAUAGAAAAGAAAAAAAGACAAAACUACAAAGGACAUUUGUAUCAGCCUCUGAUGCUGCAGAAGAUCGAGCAAAAGGCAUCAAAAGAGAAGGUGGUGUGAUUAAAGAUGCUCCAAGUUCAAAAUCAAAGAAAAUAGAAUUUGUCAAACAAGGUGAAUCUAAGAACUUAGAAGAUAUACCAAAAACUGAUGAGAUAGCCAAUUCAGAUAAUGAAUUAUCAGAAAUCAUUGAAAAUGAAAAUGGUAAGGAAUCUACUGAGGUCAGUGAUGAAAAAGUUAGUAAUGAUGUCUCUAAAGAGGAUUUAAAGACAGCUCUUUUCAAUACAUAUGUAGAAGAAAUCUCAAAAAUAAGAUGUUUAGACAUCAGAUGUUUUAAUAGAAAUAUGUUUAUGACAUCAUUUGGUAAAUUUGUACUUCUCAUACGGUCGUGGGCACCAAAAAUGAGUAAUAUACAAGGUAGCAGUGUUGCCAGCCAUCUCCAAUUACAGUCCACAUAUGAAAAUAAUAUAUUGACCGUAACAUUAAAUGGUAAAUUCUUGGCUCAAGCAUCCAGCUCAGUAAAGACAAUUGCCAGAAAAAAUGUUGAAACAAUUGCAUGGAAUAAACUAUGUGAAGAAGCAAUAAUUUUGUUUGUAAAAGAGCAGUGGAUAGCUCACGAGGAUCGACAGAUAUCGAUGAGUGAAGUUUCCGGAAAGAAACAGUAUGAAUUUGGCACUCCUAUUGAUAGCAGUGUUGCUACCAAAAUGAUGAAGCUAAUGGGUUGGAAGGGGGGCGGUUUAGGCGCCGACGCACAAGGGAUUGCAGAACCCAUCAAACCUACCUUACAAAUGGUGAACCGCGCAGGCCUUGGCAGUAUCAGCUCCGAUAUACACCAAUUACGACGCAAGGGUAUGGAGAUGAUGAAGAGGUUCGCAGCAUCAGAACAGCUCGAUGUGGACCUGGUGUUCAGCAAUGAGUUUAGCUCUGAAGAAAGGAGUGCGUUACAUCUCUGUGCGAGGAAAGCUGGUCUCGUUUCUAGAAGUUAUGGAGUGGAUGCUGAUAGAUUCCUGGUCGUAAAGAAAAAGUUUAAUGUAUUUUCAACAGUUGAAGCUGUUGUAGAAAAGGGGGGUUCAACCCCUAAAUAUACAGUCUACAUACCUGCCUCAAUAGAACAUAGAUAA